GAGUUUUUUUUUACUCAGAAGUACCACUGCAGGUGUUCUUUUGUGCAUUAGCAACAAAAACUUAAUUUGAGCCUGAGAGGGUUAAUGACUUUUACAAAACAAGAAUUGGGACCAUAAUCUUGAAUUCAUUUUAGAUUUUCCUCAAAUCAACACGGUCAAAAUUAAACACACAAGGUCAAAUAUAUGCAUUUACUCCCACUAAUAUUAAUCAAUCUAUGUAUGUAUUAAUGUAUUAAAUAAUACUUAUUAACUAUCCUUUAAUAAGUUGCAGUUCAACUACACUUUUAUUAGGCAUCAACAAGCUUCUGGCAUAAUUCUGGGGGAAAAUUUGACGACUCCUCUUGGCAGAAUUCAUUGAAGUUGGUUGGUUUCCUGGCACAGAGCUGGCUUUUAAGCAUAGUCCACACACAGUCAAGCAUGAUGGUACCACCGCCAUGCUUGACAGUUGGUACAGUGUUCCUAGGUCUGAAAGCUUCACUGUUAUUCCUCCAAACAAAGCUCUUGUCACUGUGGGCAAAUAGCUCAGUCUUUGUCUCAUCUGACCAUAAAACUUUUAAACAGAAGGUAUUUAGAAUUUAGUUUGUCCAUGUGGGCAACUGCAAAAUUCAGCUGAGGCUGAAGAUUCUAAUUUUGGAGCAGAGGCUUCUUUCUUGGUCAGUCGAUGGCCAUGCAAAACUUACUUCACUGUGGACAAUGACACUGGUGUUCCAGCAGUUUCCAGUUCAUGGAAGUCUUGAGCCUUGGUGGUUCCUGGCUUGUUCCUGAACAUCCUAGGCAGUUUGCUGUCAUAUAAGUGUGACAGUUUUGCUCUUCUUCCAGACCUUGGAAAAGUGAUGACCAGUUUGAAUAACUUGUAUUUAUGUACUUUUUAAACAGAUGAUUCUACAAUCUUACUGGUUAUGGAAGGAAUUUGUCAAAGCCCUGACCUCAGUGCAGGGAAACCACACAAGUUAAACGAACUCUACCAAUUCUGACAAAAUCAGUAAUCGAAUGUCCAGCCAGAAUUAUACCAGACGCUUGCUGAUGGUUAUCAAAAGCUGUAAUAAAACUUGCUAAGGACAUCUAGCCAGUAAUUAGAGGGUUUUCAUGUAUACUUUUGACCCUGUGUGUUUGAGAGAAAACACAAAAUAAAUUCAAGCAAAAUUUUCCCAUAGACAUCACAUCUUUAUGUAUGCAUAUAUUUAACCUGGCCAUGGCUGUGACAUUGAUGAAACUCAUAGCCAAAUAAAAGAGGCAACACAGUUGGUCUUAGCUGUGUAUUACACACAAAAAACGCAUCACAUUUAAACAUGUGUAGGCGGUUGUGACAAAGCCAGCAAUAUGUUCAUGUUGUCGUGCAGGUUUAACAUAUGUUUGUGCUCAGGAGUUGUGUAUUUGCACGUGUCUCUUUGGGAAAUAGCAAAUCCAAAAAUGUCUUGUUGGUGCUUACACCUCUUUGUGAACGAUUUUAGCAACUUCAUAAGGAUCCUGCUAUCUUUGCACGUUUGAGGAGGGCUGUGUGUUUAAUGUCACAGGAUGAAUGAGAAUGCAGUCAUUUUAAUUUUGCCAUCUGUUUGCCUAAAGAUCAAUUGACUUUAGUGAAAAUUUCAUGCCAUGCAUUGAACAAACAAUUCUUUCCUUGGCUCAGAGACCAAGAGUCCUGGAAAAAGAACACAUAAAGCCAAGUUAUCCACACACCUCAUAUAACUCAACUUGGUAUUUUGACAUCUUUGGGUUUAUUAUUAAAGCACCAAGUAAGGUCCAUGUUGUAGAGCUGAACUGAUUGCACCCAUGAUGUUCACCCAUCAGUCGAAGAUUGCUCUUUCUCUUGCUGGAAGAUUGCUUGCCACAAGGAUGUACCUUAGGAUUGACUUGGCAUCAUUGGAUUUGAUAGUCACCUUUUCAAAUCUUUCCACAUCCUCUGGCACAGCAGCAGUUGGCGAGCGCUGAUGAUUCACAAAUGACUUCGCAAUAACUGGAAAGCAGAAAACAAGAGCUGCAGAGAUGUGAUUACGUGGGAAGUCAGUGCAGGUGGCAGUAUUUUAAAGGUUAAAAAUGUGGGCUUUUAUUUGGAAAUGCUCUGAUUUGAAUCUGCAAAUCAGCAAGGAGGAAUAUGAGAUUGAGGGCGAAAUGAUGAGAAGCCUGUGACUGCUGUUGAUGUGCUCCUGCAGAUUUCAACCUAAAACAAAAAACUGGCACAGAAAUGCAGAGAUUUGCGGGCGGGCGCUACAGAUUGAAAAAGGCAAAUGACAUGGCGUAAAUAACAGGAGUGCUCUAAUCAUUUUUAGAGUUGAUUAUUUUGACUGAAUAAAUGUCACAGCUGAUGUGAUACUGAUGGCCAUUUCUGUAAUUUUAUCCAAAAACAAAAAAAAUCCAAAAGGUCCAAUUAUUUCUGAAUUUUUCUUAUAAAUUGAAUUUAUUGGGAAGCUGCAGUUAAUUACAUCUCCUGAUAAAACAUUCCUUCAAAGGUCAGCGACAGCAUCCUUCUUUUAAAUUAUACUGACAUGACAUCGACAUCACUUUAGACCAUCAGGCUUUCUUUAAUGCAGACCCACAGCUGUUGAAUAUUGAUCCAAGCUGCAAUCUCUGGGGCUAAAGAAAUGAAGCCAGUGUUGAGGUGAGUGAGUCACCAUAAAGCCCCAUGUUAAACUCAAAAUUUUGAAAAACACAUAAAUGUGUUACCUGCGUGGUACGAGAAAUAGCUUUUAUUUAUUUAUUUAUUUAUUUAUUUUUGUAGCUUACCAGUUAAAGUUUGCUAUAUCGAGGGUAUGACUGACACACAGCUGUAGCUGAAGCUUGUUCUCUUGAAGUAGAAAUAUUCCUCAAGGUCACUUCUGGAACACUUGCGUUGGUUGUUUUAAAUCAAAGACCAAUAUGGUUAUUUUGUUGGACGUCUAGUUCUAUCUUGGAUAUUUCACACGAUAAUCAAUAAACUUGACUUGAGGGAACAUCAUCUGUACCAAAUGUCUCGGUUUACUUAGCAGUUGGACUAAACUGAAGGACUUUCAAGCUGUCCUGACCAUCUCUAGAGAAACUUUUAACAUGACUAAAUAAAGUUCUUCCAGCAUUUGUUGUCAUUUGGAAAACUUGUAGCCUGCACAGGCUCCCAUCAUAUGCUUGGCAUUAGAACAAAAUGGCCUGCCUGGAUACAUCAAAGGCUCCAAAUGUAGCCAGCGACAUCAUUUUGAGUCCCUGUGCUGUAAAUGCCAAUGUGGAGGGAAAUGUGUAGCCGUGACUUAUAAUGUAGUCAAAACUCUGAAUGGAAAAUAUUUCUUUGGUUCAAGCUAUUUUUGAUCUUCUUUCUGAUCAUUUUUAAAACAUUUAUUCAAGUAAUAUUGAAUGCUAUCCAAUUCAAAGUGCUGCCAAACUGAUCGGGGAUAUUACACAGUAUUACUCAGACAAAGGUUAAAAAGUACGAAAAAUGGCUGUGUACACAUGACAGUCUGUUCCAGUCUGGCAUACUCCAAACCUCAUUGUCACCAUGCUUUGGCAUUAGACUCAGUAAGGUGGCACUGUGCACAUGUUCAGUUCUGUCCUCCUUGCUCAACCAUCCAUCAUCCCGUCACAGAAUACAAGACUUUCUCAGUAGCGCUCCUUACAAUGCAACACCCAGCCCCCCUCCCAGUUCUCCAUUUUCUCCUCCAGCCCUUCAGGAGUCUGGCUGUCACAGCAUGUUUCCUGUUACAACUCUUCUGAUUCCUUCCUCUCCUGUCAGCCCAAACCUCCCGUUAUCUAUCCAUCUGAAACACGAGCCGGUGUCUGCUCUGCAGCAGUUCAACUGGAAUUGGAGCUGGUUGCACUUGGUCAAGUUCAGACUGACAGGAAAGUGGUGGGAAGGUCUGGUAUACAUGGCGGUAUGAGAUGAACUCAUUUGACUUCAGAAAGAACUGGUUGCAUAAGAGUUGGGCUCUGAAUACUUUGUCUAUUAUCACGACUAAAACAUAUUUCCAUGUCAGUGUUUUGUUCCAAAUCGUCUGUCAAGCAAAAGUUAAAAAAAAUCAUCAUUAUACGUUUCUGCUUUGGCAACCGUAGUAAUGAAAUGAGUCAACGUGACUUUGUUCUUGAGUGGCAGACGGCAAACAGAGUUACAAAGAGCAAGAAACUGCAGGAAUCCCGCACCAAGGCAUAUUCAAGGUCUCUAUUAAAAUGCAGUCAUCUUCUGUUAUGUCACUUUAUAUACACAAGAAAAGCCAGUUCACUUAUGCUGGUCUUAAUGUUAUAAAAUUAUCAGUGCAAAGAAGCAGACACCCUGCAGGUCUAUCUGCACAAUCAGGAAGACAUACAUUCAAAUCUACGUUUAGGAAUCAAAUUAACAAAAUACUAAACUUUGAAUGUAGUCAUAAUGUAACAGUUAAUUGAAUUUCGGGCGGUCAGAUUGAGCACGUUCUUUUAUUACUAUGAAUUUCUAUUUGAGUGCUUUAACGAUAUUCAUAGUGUCCCUUUACAUUGAAACACUCAUGAAUAACUUAACAAUAUUAGGGUUACACUAUAAGGGCAUAAGGUUUAAUUACUCAGUCUUUGUUUCUACUACGAUACUGAGGAGCCUUAGUUAUCAUUGCUUAGGAGAAAACGGUUUGCAAAUGGAGCAGUAAUGUCAGAAGGGCUUUUCCAUCCACAGGAGCCUUAAUCUCAGGGAUGGGAUAGUUUCUGAGUUUUGACCUUAAAGAAAUAUUUCUGAGGGAAAAUACUAACUUAUUUCUUAGAUAAGAAGAUGAGCCUUCUCUCAUGUCAUGUGAAGCUUCUGUCAGCACCCUGGUCACUUAGCAUAUUGACUGAAAAUAGGGAAAAUGCUAGUGUGGCUCUGUCCAAUGAUAGCAUGCAAUCUCUUUAAAGAAAAAGAAGGAAAAGAGGAAAAACAUGUUGCAGCUUUGCAGGUGUUUAUUCUUCCACUGAGGGCUCCAUGCAAGUUGACUUCAAAUUUGAAAAUAAUUUCUGGGAAAUCAGCAAAAGGAAAAUUUGUUUUUAAAUGUGUCAUUAUGUACUAUUAUGUGAAUACCAUGAGCUGGUGCAUUGAGAUAAACAGCUGGUGACACUGAUUGUUCAGUCAGGUGCCAUUAAAUCUGUGCUUAAAAGGGCACAGCCAUAUAAUAUAAGAGAGGGGCAGAUAAAUGGCAAAUUAGAUGAAUAAUUACAUUGUAAACAACAUUAAAAACAUGUUUCUAAAACACCAGUUUCAAAAUGUUGGGGCAGUAUGUAAAAUGUAAAUGAAAAAAAUAUAUAAUGACUUGCAAAUUUUAGAAAUCCACAUUUUGGUCACAAUAGAGCAGAGAAAACAUUGAAUGUUUUCUCUGCUCUAUUGUCCCGUUUUAAGAAAAAUAUUAGAUUAUUCUGAAUUUACUUUUCUGCAAUAGCUCUCUGUGUUUCCCAUCAAUUCCAUGUUUCCCACUGUGUAACAUCCACUCUUCUUUUAACAACAAUUUAUAUAUACAUUCUGGAUUUAUCUGUGAAUUUAUAAGAGCAAUGUUGCCCACUGUUGUCAGAUCCUUUGUUUAUUGUCCCUGUAACAGUCCUGUGUCUUCUUUGUUAAAUGUCUACAGUUGGUGAAACGUCUGGACUCAAGGCCGGACAGUUCAGCACCUGGACUUUUCUGAUACAGUGAUGUGGUCUUUAGCAUUGUCUUGCAAUGUGGAAUCCCUUUUAAAGCAUAUGUUGCUCUAAAACAAACCUUUCCGCAUUGACUACAAUCUCAUAGGCACUACUGUACUCUCACACCAUCAAAGAUGGGAGCUUUUGAACUCCUCUUUAAUCCAGAGGAUGCACAUUCAGUGUUUUAGAAAAAUAAUUUAAAUUCAUCUGACCACAGAACAGCUUUCCACUUUGCAUCAGUCCAUUUUCAGCGAGCUUAUAGAUGCUUGCAAACAGCCGAAGUUGGGUUAGCAGCAUAAUGCUGUUGUUACUGUCCUGGAUGCAGUUUGCACUUUACCAUCGUACUCUCUUCCUUUUAUGCAAUAAAAAUAAAAUUAAUAUUAGAUGCUCAUAUCCACACUUACAGCUCUACUAUUUUCCUCCCCCAGCACAAAAACUGAAAUCAGCUGAUUGCAGCAUGAAUUCGAGUGGAACUGAUGAGCAGAAUCAAUGGGCAAGCAGACCCACAAUUCCAGGGAAAUGAACGCUUACCCGAUUCCCAUCCCUAGUGACAGAGCUUAAACCUGCAUUUGUGGAUGGCAUAGUGAGCGUUGACACAAUGAUUUCUGGGAGUUUUCCUGAGCCUAUGUAGUGAUUUCCAUGCAGAGUCGUUGCUGUUUUUACUGAUUUUUGUGAGAUUCUCCAUAUUUUGGGAAUCUUUUGAUGAUUUAUCAUGUGCUGUAGAUAGUGAAAUAUUCAAAUUAUUUAUAAUUUUAUGCUGAGGAACAUUAUUCCUAAAUUGUUCCACAGUUUGGUGGAUCUCUGUCUUUUACACUUGGUAUACACCUAAUGUUACUGACCUGUUGCCGUUUAAUUUAAUUAGUUACAAAAUGUUCCUCGAGUUGUUUCUUUUUAAUGUCACAUAAUUUUUGAGGUCUUCCAUUAGUGCACAUUAGGACAAGGUGUUAAAAUUGAGGCGAUGCAAUUAAUACACUUUAUACUUGUGGAUUUUUAAUACUUAGAGUUGUCUCCAAUUUAUUAAACUCAGUUUCUGUCAUCAUCAAGACAUUACUGCCACGCUAACAAAUUUCCAUGGGGUAGGGAAUUUGAAUUUUUUUCUGCUCAUUGACUCGAGACCAAUGUCCAUACAUCCAUUUUCGUCACUGCUUAUCCAGUUCAGGGUCACGGGGAGCUGGAGCGUAUCCCAUGACCCCGAGAAAGGUCACCAGAAGCUAAUGUUUCCACCUGAUUUUAACAUCUUCUUUGGCUGAUGAUAAUGUACAGACAAUCCAGCUUGGUCAGGGAUUAAUCUAAGGACUAAUGACUGACCUACCAGCAUGAUGGUCGGGACUCAUGUCAAGUAUUUGAACCACAGAGGAGUUACAGUAUCUUUCCUGUUUCCCAUUCCUCAUUCUAAGCUAAACAUCUUCUGUUAGUAACCUUCUAUGUAUAAGAAAUAGUUUUUCUCAUUUAACUAUCAGCAAAAAAGUGAAUUUUUAUUCUUUUAAUUUUUCUUUGUAGUAAUUGUUACGCCUUGGGCAUUUUAUCAAAGAACCAGAUACUUUCUCGCACAGCUGUUUAUCACCUAUAUUUCUGAUUCAUCUCAGAUGGCCCAUGUUUCAAAAAUGAACACCCCCCACUGAAUCCUGGGGCUCAUUUUACAACAGUAAUUCGUGAGCAAUGCUGACAUGCAGGAACAGGGAAAGUGUAAAGAUUAACACAAGGAGGAAAAUAUCUCAUAUCGCUGAAGUUUGUUUUUAAAAAAAGGUGAAAGAAAUCUGUUUCACUUUUAAGAACUUCAUGAGCCACUUUAGAAACAACAACCUCAAACUAUCUUGCGUAGCUACAGGCCAAACAGUAUGAACACAAUCUGAUUAAUGCUUUUUGGGACACAUUGACUUCCUGACUUGCUUACAUAUGGAUUACUCGGGUAUGAUUUUGCACAUUUACCAGAGUUGUAAAAGCUUCCAAUUUAAAUGUUGGUUUUAAGCAGAUUUGACACAGAAAAUGAAAGGUAAUGGGAAAAAUGUGCACAAGAGAAGGCCGUGGAGAUCCAUGCAGCAUAAGAAAAAGAAGAAGCAAUGGAUGAAAGGAGAGUACAGAGCGAACAGGAGGAGGAGAAAAGGAAAAGAUUACUACCAUAGUACAUCAGGCUUAGCUUCACAUCCUUAAUGGUAACUAUGGAAAUAAUUAUAGAGCAGACAGACAGACUGCUAGAGAGAGUGUGAGCUUCAGAGAAAGAGAAGGAGAAAGGGAGGGCAAAAGACAACGGGAGAGGAGAAGAAAAGGAGAACUAUGGGGGGUAAAGUAGCUGAAAAUGUUUGCUGGAAUCCCUAAACUGUGUCUCUAAUGAUUGGUGAUUGCUUAAAGAUCAGAUGCACAGGGAUGACGUGUAGGUUAAACCCUCACAAAGCCAGUUUAACCGCCUUCUUACAGCAGCUGCAGAAUAUGCUGUGACAUCUUUUAUGCCUUAUGUUAAUCUUUCCUUUGAUAUGAAACUGCAAGAUAUCUUAGGUGGGGGGGAAAAGCAUCAACAGCAUGGAGGUCAUAUUAUUUUUAUCCACCGUUAUAUCUUACCAGCGAUAAGGGGGCUCUAGCGUGGUGAGUACAGCAAUAGUACAGUGUCAUAAUAAAACGGUGCUUUAAAAAGUUGUUUCAAACGCACAGUUGUCAUGGAAACAGAUCUAAGAUACUCUUUCCCCCUCUGAAAGUGCUCAUUGCUUAUCAUUACUGAAAGCCCAAUCAAUGGAGAUGUCAUUAACAGUGAAAUAAAAAAAGUACUUAAUGUCGCCUACAUCAAAGUCAGAUACAUUGAGAAGUAAAUUAAAGCUCCUGAUGGAUUUAGAUAAUUGGAUGGAUGACUUUGUUUAUGCACUUAUAAAAAGCAGCAUGCUGUUGGAAAUCAGCAGGGGUCAAGUGUGGCUUGGAUAGAGAAAUUAGCUGUGCAGUUUUUAAUUUUGAUUGGUCAUGAUUUGCCCGUGGGUGUGUGACAGCAUGCAUGGGCAGUUGGUACAGGACUGGUGGUUAUACAGUAUAUUAUGUGAGUGAUAAUAUUGCAUGCUUCCCACACAGUUGCCCCUGGCAUGUACGUGUGUGUGUGUCUGUGUGUGUGUGUGUUAGCGGAAGGUGAAAGGUAAACAGAAUAGACCGAGAGAGGAAAGGAAGAUAGGAAGAAAGAGGGGAGUGUGGAAGCGAGAGAAACCACUCCAGGUCCCAGUCGGGAACCAAGCAGCCCCACCCCUUCUAAACAUCUCUCUUCCUAUUUCUCUCUCUCUCUUUUAUUCUCCUUGCUGCUGGAAACAGAGAGAGGCAGCGAGAGAGGGAGAGACUGAAGCGCAGGGCAUCAGAGCACUGCUGCUCCCUGCCUAAACUGAGCUGCUGUCCACCUGUGCGGGAUAAUCUCCGUCCAACCAGCAGCCAGGAGACACUACAACAUCCACCGUUUGCCAGGCAGAUUACUUGAGGGUGAACCGCCGUUUGGUGGAGGAAUACGAGGGACUAAGUUGCCAUUACAGCCUCGUUUUUUUGUUUUGUUUUUUUCCGCGUGCUGCUUGUCAGCUCCUGCCAAACGUUCAGUUUGUAGGCACUGCAGCUUUUAGACUACUUUAUUCAGUGGCGCUUAGCUGUUUCUUGGCCACUCUCUCUCUUUUCUUUCCAUAACGGUCUGUGUUUUUGGUGAUUGUCCACACAUUUCCGCCUGCAUUUGGAAACUAAAGCUUCCGUUUGAAUUCUUUCUGCUUGCUCGCUGGCUCAAUGUUGGAGUUGUCCGAUGAGAGCGAAGCGCCUUCGCUAAGCUUGCACAUAUAGAAAGGCGGACCUAUUGCGCGCCGCACCGCUCCUUCACGCGCACAUGGGCUCAGACGCGCACGCUCGCACGCACGUGCACACACGGCUGCAACUCCAGACAUGCAGCUGGUUCCCCUGUGUGUGCACACCUUAGCUUCUGAGUGCCGUUAAACUCCAGAGCUUAGCACAGAUAAGCGUUUAGCUUUCACCCAUCCAUCCUUGCCAAGUUCUUUCUGAUAUGCACAAGGGGGACACCCACUAAAGGAAACCAUCGCAGAAACCAUCUAAAAGAUGAGAGAAAUUGGCCUCAGCGGAUUUCCCGUCGGUCACCGGAUUUGUGAGUGCAGGGUCGGGGCGGAGGGCACCGGGGAGAGAGGACAGGGAGAGGCCGGGGAGGAGGAGCUCUCAUCCGGACUGCCCGCCGCGGAACAGCCGCUGCUGCCGUGCUCAAGAAGCAGGCUGCUGCUGCCAGGGGGAGGCGGGGGGAGGAUGAAGAGUGCCUCAGUCUGAAAUUAUAACACUCAGCUGGCUUUGGGAGUGUUUGUUUUCUUGCAUUUUACCUCUCACUAAUUAGUCUGAAGAUGCGAGAUAACGAACAGUGGCCUACUUAAUAACUGUCAUCCGUUCUCUCACCGGUGUGGCACUUUUGGGUCAGCUUAAAGGUAAAUUCAGCACUUUGGUGAAGUGAAGGCCUGCAGUUGUGAAUUUACCUGUGCAGUGGCUUUUGAAAGGACAUCCUCCCACUUUACUAAUUUCAACUUUGUGAUUUUCUUUUCGUAUUAGUUUAAGGUGUUUGUAGUAAUAUAAGUCAGACCUAUACAGAAUAUCCUAUUAUCAUUAUAAAGGGACGUCUAGUGUGUCUGUGAUACUCAGUAGUGGGUUUAUAGUCGCUAUAUUGGACUUAAUGGUCAUUUCUAUCUCUUCAAUAUUACUAGGAUACAGUAUUUCUUUAGAAUAGCCAAUAUAAAUACAUAGUUUAUAAUUUUCUGUGAUAAUUAAAUAGUAUUGUAUUUAUAUUUAUUACAAGAUCACUAAAAUUCCUUUUGUACUCCCAUAUAUGUAGAUACCUUGAAGGAGCCCUGUUUCCAGGUGCCUUGAUAGUGGAGGUUGGCAAUUCAUCAUUUACUAACCUACCGAACUGUCUGAAUUAUCAGAAGUCAUGAUAUGAUUUAAAGCCAACAUGGUAGUGUUUUUGCUGUAUUGGGCUUUUGUAGUGCAAUUUCAAGUUCUCUUGCUUCGUUUUAGUUCGAGUCCUCUUGAUUCCUUUUUUCCUAGGCUGAUUUGAGCACUGACUUUUUUAGCAAUACUCCUCUGUCUGGAACUCGACCACAGCCUUAUAAACCCACCAGAAGAUGGUCACCUGCUUAUCAAACAGUAUGACAAGCACAUGUGUGUCCUAACACUCAGUGGCAGAUGCUGUUUGCAGAUACACCAACACGCUCAGUUAUUUAUAGACAUUAAUAUCACUGUGUGCUUUUGGAGUAUCAGUUCAGAACAAGUGCCGAUGCUCGACGGAAUGUAACCCAAUCUACGGAGCUUCAGAAGUUUCAGUCAGACGCAGAGACUUGGAGGAAUACAGGCUGAACUCAUCUUUAAUAGCAGCUGGCAGCAGCUGACUGUGGGGGUCACAGACUGUACACUGGAAGUGCAGAGACACUGUCUUUAGAAGUUUGGACACAAAGCACAAGAGCCCCACCUGAUCUAGAUCAUCGCGCCCGGCGGAAGAGCAUAGCCACCGGGAAGCAGCCCAGCAUGGAGGUCCCUCCCACUGCCCCCCUUCAACCCUUCCGACAAUCCAGUUUCCUCAGUAGAAGGUUGAAGGGCUCAAUCAAGAGGGCCAAGAGUCAGCCCAAACUGGACCGAACUAGCAGUUUCCGCCACAUGAUCCUCCCCCGCUUCCGCAGUGCCGACCAAGACAGGACCCGUUUGAUGCAGAGCUUCAAAGAGUCCCACUCCCAUGAGUCCCUGCUUUCUCCCAGCAGUGCCGCUGAGGCCCUGGACCUCACUCUGGACGAGGACGCUAUCAUCAAACCUGUGCACUCGAGCAUCCUGGGACAGGAGUACUGCUUUGAGGUGACUACGGCAUCGGGAACCAAGUGCUUUGCGUGUCGCUCAGCUGCAGAGAGAGACAAAUGGAUCGAGAACCUGCAGAGAGCUGUCAAGCCCAACAAGGACAACAGCCGGAGGGUGGACAAUGUGCUCAAACUGUGGAUCAUAGAGGCCCGCGAGCUUCCAGCAAAGAAACGAUACUACUGCGAACUAUGUUUGGACGACAUGCUGUAUGCACGCACCACCAGCAAGCCCCGCACCGACACCGUUUUCUGGGGCGAGCACUUUGAAUUCAACAACCUGCCAGCUGUCCGCAACCUACGCCUUCAUCUAUACAAGGAGACAGACAAGAAGAGACGCAAGGAAAAGAGCACAUACUUAGGACUCGUAAGCAUCCCCAUCUCAAGCAUCACUGGACGUCAGUUUGUGGAGCAGUGGUACCCGGUCAUCCAGCCCAGCGUUCUCACCAAGGGAGCUGGUGUCGGAGGAGGGAAGAUCAUCAAUGCAUCUCUACGCCUCAAAUCCCGCUUUCAGACCAUGAACAUCCUGCCCAUGGAGCUGUAUAAGGAGUUUGCAGAGUAUGUCACUAAUAACUACCGCACCCUGUGUGCUGUGCUGGAGCCUGUGCUGAGUGUCAAGAGCAAAGAGGAAGUGGCCUGUGCUCUGGUGCAUAUACUUCAGAGCACAGGGAAAGCUAAGGAUUUUCUAUCGGACAUGGCAAUGUGUGAGGUAGACAGAUUCAUCGACCGAGAACACCUUAUCUUCAGAGAGAACACUCUGGCCACCAAAGCCAUAGAAGAGUACCUCAAACUGAUUGGACAUAAGUACCUCAAGGAUGCUAUAGGGGAGUUCAUAAGGGCCUUGUAUGAGUCAGAAGAAAAUUGUGAAGUUGACCCCAUGAGAAUACCACCCUCUGUAUUACCAGACCACCAAGCCAAUCUUCGAAUGUGCUGUGAAUUGGCACUCUGCAAGAUUGUUAAUUCCCAUUGUGUGUUCCCUCGAGAGCUGAAGGAAGUCUUUGCCUCCUGGCGAGUGCGCUGUGCUGAGAGGGGUCGAGAAGACAUCGCUGACCGCCUCAUCAGCGGUUCUCUUUUCCUGCGCUUCCUGUGUCCUGCUAUCAUGUCGCCAUCGCUUUUCAACCUCACCCAGGAGUAUCCAGAUGAGCAGACAUCACGCACACUCACCCUCAUCGCUAAAGUAGUGCAAAACCUGGCUAACUUCUCCAAGUUUGGAAGCAAAGAGGAGUACAUGUGUUUCAUGAAUGAGUUUUUAGAAAUGGAGUGGGGCUCCAUGCAGCAGUUCCUCUACGAGAUCUCCAACCUGGACAGUGUCAGCAAUGCAGGCGCUUUUGAGGGCUACAUCGACCUGGGCAGGGAGCUGUCUAUACUGCACAGUCUCCUCUGGGAGGUCAUGGCUCAACUCAGCAAGGAUGCCAUCAUCAAACUGGGUCCUUUGCCUCGUCUCCUGAAUGACAUCAGCAUGGCCUUGCGUAACCCACACCUCCAGAGGCAGCCCAGCCAUCAGACAGACAGAGAGCCCGGGAGACAGUCGGACAGGCUGCUGUCACGGCCCAGCUUCAACAGGGGCAUCUCUUCUGAGUUCCAAAAUCUCAUGAUGAGGGAUCUUAAUAGCUCUAUAGAUAUCACCCGUUUGCCUUCCCCUACAUCCACCGGAGGGGUCAUGCCAUCUCGUACCCAGAUGAGUUUUCAGGACCGUGACCAUCCUCAUCGAGCAUCCUCCAAAGACAUGUUUUACGUAUCACGCCCUCCCCUGGCCCGAUCCAGCCCAGCGUACUGCACGAGCAGCUCGGAUAUCACAGAACCUGAUCCUAAGCGGUAUUUCCUGGGAAAUACUUUGAUGCAUUCCGAUAACCAGGCAGGCCUCGCGGUGCUCAGUGUCAAUAAAAGCGUAUCUAUGAUGGACCUCCAGGAUUCCCGAAUGAACAGCGUGUCUAACCUGCAGUCGGUGGACAUGCUCAACUCCUCCCAGGCCUCCAUCGCCGGUAUGGGCAGCUUCGGCGGGCUGAGCAGCGGAGGCGGUGGCGGCCUGGGGUCGGGCCUGAGCAGCCAGCUGCGGGCCGGUGGGAGGUUGUCAGCUGGCUCUGGCGGCUCCAGCAUGUCCGGUGGCCUCCGGCUGAGCCAGCUGAGCCAGAUGGGCACCACCACCGACUCGCUAUCCCAGCAGCAGCAACAGCAGGCCGCCGCCAUGCGCUACCCGCUUUCCUUCCAGAAUCCCCUCUUUCAUCUGGCGACUGCUGAUGGGCCUCAACAGCAACAGCUCCAUCACCAGCACAGCCGGGCUCAACCCCCCGCACCCCUUCUCCUGGCCCCAGAGCCCGAACCCUCUCACCAGUCCUACAUCCCACAGUUCGCCCAUGGAGGGUUCUCUCGCAGUGAGGAUCUGUCCACCCUCAGGACCAGGGACGGUCACCUGGGACAACCCAGCAUCAUCCACUCACAUAGCUACAGUGACGACUACAGCAGGGCUGACUAUGGACGCAGGCAGAUGUCCAUGCAUAUGCAGGAUAAUCUCCAACAGCAACAAAUGAUGGGCAUGGCCUCCCAGACGGGAACCUCCCAUUCCUCCCUGGCCACCACGCCUCCCUCCACAGUCCAACCUAUGCGGCAGAGUUCUGUUGCUCCGCCUCCCACCCAGCGUGUCAAAUCCCAGACCUCCCAUCAGCUGUCCGUCAGUGCAGCUGCUGCACCCUCUGCUCCUGCAAAAACUAGGCCGCAAAGCGGAAACCUUCUCCAGUCGCCAGAAUCCGGCUACGGCAGGCAGCAUGGGCCCCGGCAGCUCUCCGUCAAAGACAACACUGCCCCGGGCCUGCCCCACCAGCAGAGCUCUGUCAGGGAAAGCCAGAGUCCACAGGGAACCACCAGUCAGAGCACUCAACAGUCACCACAGCAGCAGCCUCAGCAACAGCAGCACCUGCUCAAACCCACUAUGAGCAAACAGGGUUCCCAGUCUCCAUCUACCCUCAAUCCCCCAACGCCAGCCAAUGAGCGGACGGUGGCCUGGGUCUCCAACAUGCCUCAUCUGUCCGCUGACAUUGAAAGUUCUCGGAUUGACCGUGAGGAAUUCAAACUUAAGGAGUACUCAAAAAGCAUGGAUGAGUCACGCAUGGAUAGGGUACGGGAGUACGAGGAGGAGAUCAACUCCCUGAAGGAGCGCUUGAUGAUGUCCCACAAAAAGCUGGAGGAGUAUGAACGGAGGCUCCUCACGCAGGAGCAGCAGACCAAUAAGAUCCUCCUACAGUACCAGAAUCGUCUCGAGGACAGUGAGAGGAGGCUACGGCAGCAGCAAGUGGAGAAAGACUCCCAAAUUAAAGGAAUAAUUAGCAGACUCAUGGCUGUGGAGGAUGAGAUAAGAGGAGGAGCCAUCCUUGAGCCAAAAACCAGGAUUUUCGCUGAUCAGGAGGACCAGCUUUCCUCCCUGGGUUCUGCAGACCCCGGUGUGAAAACUGAAGGUGGAGGGGGAGGUGGAGGAGGUGGAGCAGUAACCAACGAUCAAGGCCUCAGAGUCUCUUCCUCGGGCAUUUCCUCUGUCAGCUCGCCCCACAAUGGAGUCCUCCCUCAAACCAUAGAUCCUCCCUCUCUACCCGCUCCUCAUCAACAUCCUAGUCAGAAUGGAGAGCUCCGUGGCAGCCAAACAUCUUCCCCAAUGACAACCUCACAGACAACUGGAACUACAGCAGCAGCAACUACAGGCAUAGCAGAAGAAGGGGGAGUAGGUCAAACACAGCACUGAGCCAAAUCAGAGAGAGAUGACCCAAAGGAAAACACCACCCCUGCCCUUUCCCCAUUUAGCAAGACAGUUCUUUGAAAAGAAAUCACCUUUUAUGUUCUUAUUGCCCAGGCAAGAGAGAGAAGAAAAGCGAGCAGGAGACGAGUAGUAAUCAUACAGCUACUGUACAGUGCUUAACACAUUAACACACAACAUAAAGGGCUCUUCAAUGGACAUUUGUUCUCUUGAUGCUCACAUGGAGCUUCAGAUAGUAUCAGUCUUGCAGGACAAGACAAUGAUACCUUACGUACUUUGAAUCUGUCAAACAAAGCAUUAACAUGCAUACCAAGAUAUGUGAAUAUGUGCUCCGUGCACUCAUCGCCUGUCUUUGAUUCCACUAGAAACAAACAUGUAAGGAUCAAGAACUAUAGAAUGUCUUGCACCCCAAAGACUUCAUAGUAGCCAUUAGCAAAGAAGUGCUAGAAGCUAGAAGCUAGCUUACAGUAACCCUUGACUCCCAUGGAUGUAGAUGCAUUAAUAUAUCCUGAACACGCCAGGCUACAGUUUGUUUUAGUAGGAAUGUGGCAGUGUGGUCUGGCUUUCAUAGUGCCUUUGAGUGUUUUUCCAACAGGGUUUUACAAUACAGUUAACAGACGGCGAUCAAGUUGGCUUUGCAAGUAAGGGAAACAAUAUAUGGGCCGAAAACAGAGAUUCAAAGACACAAGAUCAAGCAUCGUAGCGGUUUGAGUGAUGAGAGACAUUUCUGGGAACUUCUUUCUUCUUUUCAAUCUAAGGGACGUCUUGUUUUUGGACUGAGCUCGUGCAGUUUUUCUCUUCUCAAUCUCAGAACCGAUUUGUGAUAAACUGGUGCUAAACAGAAACAAAUGGUGCCAUUUUCCAAGUCAGCUGUCUGUGUCUGCCAUAGCACUGCCUCUUUCAUGGUUCACUCACUGUCUUUUCUCUCUCUCUCUUCUGCAGUUUGUCUUUGACAGGACUUUUUUUUCCCCUCCCAAUAUGUUCCGUGUGCGUCCGUCUUUGUUCUUUGUGCAUCAUGCUGUGUUAUGCUUAAACGGGGGUGUUGGGGUUUCCAUAUCUGUUUUUGUUUUUUUUGCACUCCUCCAAUCUCUGACUUUAAUCACAUUUAAUAAAAGCAGCUCCCAGGCUCAGAAUUGAUGGAUCAACUAUUGCACUUUUGCCUCCAAAGGCUAUCUGUAGUUUACAACUAGCACUAGUAAUUUUAAUACUUUGAAAGACAGGGAUGAAUGAAGUGUAUUCAGUGUUUGUUUGUUUUUCUUUCACUUAAAUUAUGUUGAUUCUUUGUGUUUUUCUAGAAGAUGAUUAUUUUGCUUAUUUCAGACACAGCCUUUAAUAAUUUAUCUUGCAAUUUUCACCAAAACAAAUAAAUAGUAAAAACAGGUUUGUAGUUGGUUUGAGCAUACACUACAUUUUACCCCAUUUUUACUUUCAAAUUUGCCAAACACAAAGAGGAUUUUGUUUCCUUACAAAUAUCUGUGAAAAGACCAUUUCUAGGUUUGCUAAGCCUGCCGUUAAGUGCCUGGGAUAGAUGCAUUGAGUAUCCUUUGGCCAGUAGACUAGCUAGUCAUCAACCAAAUGCACCUUAUAAAGCCUUGCGUAACACAAUAAAAUAAAUUAUAUCCCUGAUUCUACAAAUUAUUAUAUAUUAUAUUAUCUUAUAUAUUACUGUGUGUAGUUUGCUUAACUUGAGGUUUCUUUUUUUAAAUGAAAAGAGACCUGUUGUUGAAAACAAAGCAAAAAAAAAUAAAAAUUUAGAGAAUUGUUUGAUGUACUUUGCAAAUGAACUCAUGAUUUGAUUUCUCAUGUGUCCAAUGCUGAAAACACAUCUUUGAAAUGUUUGCAACAUGUAUCCAUAUUCCUUCAUUUUGUGUAUGAACUGUCUGCUGUAAGGUUUGUCUCGAUGUGAAUUUGUUUUUGUCUUUGUAGCCUCACACACCGGUGUCGCUCUGCAACAACUUGGCUUGUUUUAAAGUUCAAGAAGUGUUUCACAUCAGCCAUUUUUCACUUUAGACAGACCACAACAUUUUUGUUUUUGCCGUGUCAAAGGUCAAAAUGGCCUGCAGUGGUUAAGCUUAGAUUAGACUUCUAAUGAUAGUGAAUGUUGAACCACCAAAUGUUUAUAAUGCUAGCAGUCUUAUGCAGGGAAAGAUUGUCUAUUUAGGGCUACUUCUUUCUUGUGAAUUUACUUGUGUGGUGAAUGUUGGAUUCAAAGCGGGCUAGGUUAUGAACAUCAGUGUCUUUUCUGAGACGUGAUAUGAUCCGUGAUUGAGAAAUUAACAUUGCUGUGAAAAUACCUCAGUGACUCAGGUAAACAAGCAGUUGCCUCAGAGCUGAACACAAAAACUAUAGAAAAUAAAAAGAGACGAGUCCAGCUUUGGAAAGACUGCCACCAUGCAGAUACUCGGUCAAUAGCUAUGCUUUAAUAGCACCUGAUCAAGCACCCUCCCCCGUUUCUUCUCUCUCUCUGUCUCCCUUUUUUCUCCCCCAGCCACUCUCAAAGCUUCAUCGAGGACAAUGUGGAACCUAAUUGGCUGAUGCACCAUCGGCAGUCUGCAGGGUGGCAUGGCCAAAUGUCCAGAGCCCUCUCUCGUGACGCGAUUGGCUGA
Molecule: messenger RNA, 17747 nt
Organism: Haplochromis burtoni (Burton's mouthbrooder)
Lineage: Eukaryota; Metazoa; Chordata; Actinopteri; Cichliformes; Cichlidae
Gene: syngap1b
Product: synaptic Ras GTPase activating protein 1b
Exons: 20
Coding region: 11083-15129 (1348 amino acids)
Biological process (GO): regulation of GTPase activity; negative regulation of Ras protein signal transduction
Source: RefSeq, a predicted model, not a curated record